AUGCACCCUGAAUUGGAGGCAAACAGAACAGAGGAUGCAAAGAAAGAGGAGAAGGAACAAGAGAAGGGAGAUUUAUCAAAGAGGGAUACAACAUAUGCUGUAGGAAAAAUAAGAAGGAUGCAGGGAAGGAGAUAUGUCCAAACAUAUAUCCCUAAAGUACUAUCAAGUGGGAAGAUUGUUACUUAUCCACACAUAAGAAAUAACAAUAAGACCUCUUUUGAUACAGGGAAAAUUGCAGCCCCUACUCAAAAUCAUCUUGAUGUAUUAGGAAACCUCACAGAAGGAGAAAGUGACAAAGACAAGGGAACAGAUGAUAAAGACAAGGAGCUAACAAAGGAAACUAAGACACAAGUGCAUGAAAGAGAGAAAGAUAGGAUUGAAGAAUGUCCCUCUGCUGUUGAUGAAUCACAACCUAACAAGACCCUAAUUCAGGGUGUAAGUGCCAGUGAAGCUGAGGAGGACACUAUCACUAACUUUGACCAAGACUUAGGAUCUACUAGCUUGACAACAGACAAAAGGGAAAUGGAGUUUAAAAUGCAGAAGGAGGAUGACAGCUUGACAACAGAUAAAGAUGAUAAUCCUGAAAAGGUGAUGCAAGACACAUCUGCAAAUGCUGAAUAUGUGAUUAAAAAGGGAAUCAAUGUAGCUGAGGAGUACACUCUUUCAAACUAUGAACAUGAUCCACGAAGUAGCAGCUCCACAUCACAUAAAAAGGAUUUGGAGACUUAA
Messenger RNA from Solanum dulcamara, 729 nucleotides. RefSeq lists its product as uncharacterized. The coding region runs from base 1 to 729 and encodes 242 amino acids. The record is from RefSeq and is a predicted model, not a curated record. The transcript has a single exon. Lineage: Eukaryota; Viridiplantae; Streptophyta; Magnoliopsida; Solanales; Solanaceae.